Molecule: messenger RNA, 1587 nt
Organism: Gekko japonicus
Lineage: Eukaryota; Metazoa; Chordata; Lepidosauria; Squamata; Gekkonidae
Product: zinc finger protein OZF-like
Exons: 6
Coding region: 1-1563 (520 amino acids)
Biological process (GO): regulation of transcription by RNA polymerase II
Cellular component (GO): PcG protein complex; transcription regulator complex
Molecular function (GO): RNA polymerase II cis-regulatory region sequence-specific DNA binding; DNA-binding transcription factor activity, RNA polymerase II-specific
Source: RefSeq, a predicted model, not a curated record
AUGGUAGCGGAAAAGCCCAGAGAGACCUGCGACGCCCAGAGGAGCCGCAACCACCCCAGGAGGACCCCUGCGCCCGGAGAAGUCAGCCGUGACGUCCAGGACCCCCGCCUGAAGGCUGCGAGUGCCACCAUGGGAAAGGCCGUCUUCCCAGAAUCUGAGGCGACCCAAGAGAAGGCGAAUGAGAUGGAAGACCCAGAAGGCCCUGGAAGUGACCAGAGAUCAAGCAAUCGUCCCCAUCCCACCCGAGCAGGGAGUGAAGUUGAAUCCUGGGAAAGAGCCGUGGCGGAGAUCCUGGCUAAGGACACCGUGACCUCAGAGGUACACUGUCGACGCUUCCGGCAGUUCCGCUACCAUGAGGCCAUGUGGGGACCAUCUGUGAAGAGGGCGGCGAAGUUCUCUGAGGCAGAAGGAGCUCCGUCAGAGGAAACUCAGUGGGCGCAGGCCCAGGAGGGUGCCCAAGAUGCCCCGUCAAGUGGGAAUGAUCAGAGGAACGAGGAAGAUGAGGAAGAUGAGGAACUUCAUCACCUAUUGCCAGAUGGAGUCAAGAAUGAAGACUGGAGAGGAAACUUGAGGAAUCAAGGCAGACAUAAGAGGCAAAAAGGAAGCCACAUGAUUGAGAAGACUGAUAAAAUCAUUUCUUGCCAAGUGGGGGAUUUCCAUGAAGUAAUUCACAUGGUGGAAGAAACAGGCAAGUGCUUGGAGUGUGGAAUGAACUUCUCAGAUCAAAUGCAGUAUCAUAUCCAUUUACAAAUGCACAGUGGAAAGAAGACCCAUCAAUGCCUGGAGUGUGGAAAGAGCUUCCUUUGUAAAGCAGAACAAAUUAGACAUCUAAGAACACAUACAAGAGAGAAACCUUACAGCAGUUCGCAGUGUGGCAAGACCACCUCAGGUAAAUCAGACUUUGUUCAACAUCAAAGAACCCACACAGAGGAGAAACCCUUUGAAUGCUCAGAAUGUGGAAAGAGAUUCAGUCGAAGUGGCCAUUUUCAGGUCCAUCGAAGAAUCCACACAGGGGAGAAACCUUUUGAGUGCUCAGAGUGUGGAAAGAGAUUUAGUAACAGUAGCACUCUUACACGGCAUCAGAAAACCCACACAGGGGAGAAACCUUUUGAGUGCUCAGAGUGUGGAAAGAGAUUUAGUAACAGUAGCACUCUUACACGGCAUCAGAAAACCCACACAGGGGAGAAACCUUUUGAGUGCUCAGAGUGUGGAAAGAGAUUUAGUAACAGUAGCACUCUUACACGGCAUCAGAAAACCCACACAGGGGAGAAACCUUUUGAAUGCUCAGACUGUGGAAAGAGAUUCAGUCAGAGUGGCACUCUUCAGAAGCACCAAAGAUCUCACACAGGGGAGAAACCUUUUGACUGCUCAGAGUGUGAAAAGAAAUUCCGUACAAGUGGCCAGCUUCAACUACAUCGAAGAACCCAUACAGGGGAGAAACCUUUUGAAUGCUCAGAGUGCGGAAAGAGAUUCAGUCAGAGUAGCCAUCUUCAAAAGCAUCAGAGAACCCACACAGGAGAGAAACCUUUUGAAUGCUCAGAGUGUGAAAAGAGCUUCAGGUAGAGUAGCACUUUUCAAAAACAUCUA